Onychomys torridus (southern grasshopper mouse) is the source of this 7922-nucleotide messenger RNA. Its product is annotated as ras-related protein Rab-3C. The transcript has 3 exons. Gene Ontology annotation, biological process: regulation of exocytosis; protein secretion; protein localization to plasma membrane. The record is from RefSeq and is a predicted model, not a curated record. Gene Ontology annotation, molecular function: GTP binding; GTPase activity. Gene Ontology annotation, cellular component: plasma membrane; synaptic vesicle; endosome. Lineage: Eukaryota; Metazoa; Chordata; Mammalia; Rodentia; Cricetidae. Bases 56 to 430 code for a protein of 124 amino acids.
CACAGCAGGCCAGGAAAGAUACAGGACCAUCACCACAGCCUAUUAUCGAGGGGCCAUGGGCUUCAUUUUAAUGUAUGACAUCACAAAUGAAGAAUCCUUCAACGCUGUUCAAGAUUGGUCAACUCAGAUCAAAACCUACUCUUGGGAUAAUGCCCAGGUUAUCCUGGUUGGCAACAAAUGUGACAUGGAAGACGAACGGAUCAUCUCAACCGAGAGAGGCCAGCACUUAGGAGAACAGCUUGGGUUUGAGUUUUUUGAAACCAGCGCCAAGGAUAACAUCAACGUGAAGCAAACCUUUGAGCGCCUUGUGGACAUCAUCUGUGACAAAAUGUCAGAGAGCUUGGAGACUGACCCAGCCAUCACCGCUGCAAAGCAGAGCACCAGACUCAAGGAAUCACCUCCCCCACCUCAGCCCAACUGUGGCUGCUAAUGUCUCCCACACAGGAGCUCCAAGUGGCUCCCCAGUGGCCAAGACAUAGCAUUUAUAAAUGGUCUAUUAGCCUUCACUUAUACUGCCUAAGAAUUAUUUGAAGGAAGUCUUUGAUGUCAGUGGCCCAUAUAUGCAUUCAAACCUUGAGCAAUUUCCUGUGUUAAUACGUGGCAAAUUUGAGCUUACAUUUGUAAGGAACUUUCAUCUAUAAACACCUGGUACUUGCAUGUAACUUGUUAUUUAUUUGUCUUUUAGAAUUUUUUUUGCAAUUUUUUUUUUGAGCAAUUAAGCUAUUGCUGACACCUCAGACUAUAAUUUCACUGCACAUAACUUUUGUGUCAUGGAUUCAAAUCAUGCUUCUCACUUGUAUGGAUGAUGACUAGGGACCUCCUGUGUGUGUAUGCUGUGAACAGGGCGAGAUGACAGGAACUUAGUUUGGCUGAAAAGGAAGUGGGACUUUUGCUCUUGAUUGGAGACCCUAUCAGAGGUCUGAGCAGUUUACUAUUGGGAAAUGUAUAUACAUUGCACUUUCAUUAAUAAUAAUUGAAGAGUGUAUUGACUCUUAAAAAAAAUGAAGAGGAUGUGUACAGUAGCACUGGGAGUCUGAGGCAGGAGGAUGAAUUAAAGUAAGCCUGAGCUACAAUCCAUAAAACUCUUAUCAUAUAAAAAAUAGAAAAGAAAAUGAAAUUGAAAUGUUUGUAAGGCCUUUGCAAGUCAGUAAUAUUAACAUGACUGGAUCCAGAUAAAGAACAACUGAGGUCUGUGUACCCUACUACAGGGCUUAGCUUCCUACUGAUUCUUCCCAUGUCUGUCUAUGUGAGAGCAAUGACCCAUGAGGAGGCUUCUACCUAAUGUCAGCUUGCAACAAGUGCAGUAACAGGAGUGCCAUGAGGAGCCAUACAAUUCCAUGUCCUGAGUGGCCUCCAUUCCUUAAUGACCUGUCCUACCCCACAAAACCCCACCAUGGCUCUCUGGGGCCAGCACCAAUUCUGGAAGAGAGACUGGCUUGAUGCUCUGUCAGGGUCCCUUCUCAGAAAAGGCAGGCCAACUGCCCAACCACUUCUCUCUGCUCCAAUGUCAGCUAAGCUUUCCCACCUAUUCAGAAGGCAACUGGGUGACCUUCCCACGAAUCCCACACUGAGGAAGAGAUCAUUUUUAUUGCCAUGUUUUUCAAAAGAUUUAUAAUUCUAAAGCCUGCUCUCACCAGAUGAGCCUCUAAACAUGUUCAAGGUACACAGAAGAUUCCAGAGCUGAGUGGUACAGAUUAUUAAAGUGUCAUGGCAGUCAGAGAGAGAGAAGAGACAUUUGGAACAUCCAGUCUUUUCUUCCAGGUUUCCUGAAGACCACACAGAGAUAAUACACCAACAACAAAUCUGACCCUCUGUGCCAAGUGCAGGGAGAAUCUUUACCUUUCAGAAGUAUUUGUGGCUAGGAUCUUCUGAAGACACCAGGCAGCCCAGCCUGAAGGACAGGACAGUUUCGUUGGGUGGACUUUUUCCUUUUGAGUGGUACAAGGUUCAACCUCUCCUUUAAAAACAGAGGAACAUCUUGUGAAAGUGUUUAACUCAAGCUUGCUGGCCAUUGAGAGGAUAGUAUGUGCACAGUUUCUUUUCAUCUGCUUAGUUUCAAACUUAUAAAUUAGUGGUAAGUUUUCAUUUGGACACCCAGAGGAGCAAGCCCUGGCUUACCAAAGAUAAAAAGACACUAAUGUCUUAUUAAAUUUUAAUGACACCUAGAUCCAAAAAUCAUAGAAAUUAAUAUGACAGAGAAGAGAGAAGCAGGAGGCAUAAAGUCAGAUUUCUUUGCAAUAGUUAUGUAUUCAUGUGGCAUUGGCCUAUUUCUAUGACCAGGGCCAGAAUAUGGCCAUGUUGAUUACUACACACGUCAAACUCAUUUCUACAGUCUAAUACAAAACAAUAAAGCCAGAAAGCCUGGACCUCCUUUUCAUGCAUAUGAAGAGUGUGUAAGGCCUUGCUCAGGUAUUUUAAAAUGGCUUCUUCAGAAGGAUGUUGUGUGUGUUAUAAACUGAGAGCAAGUGAGAGAGCAAAGGUCACAUUUGCUUAUUUGAAAAUUCCCUGAAGAACUGGUUGAAAUUGACCAACUGAAGCCAAGUGCCUGCUCAUACACUAUCAGGAAUCCCAAAGUUAGACCAUUAUAAGCUAGUCAAUGGGCAAAAGGGCAGCAGUAACCCUGGUGUCGUUGCCCCCAGAGCAUGCCAUACCUCCUAUUUCCCAAGCUCCCAUGGAAACAUAGUCUUCCCAAUUGAUUUUAAGACAUGAAAUUCCCACCCUGCAGUGUAUCUCAUCCCAAAUAAUUCAAUAAAAAUUUCCAGAGAGACUUGUCACUAAAAGAGAAGGCCACCUAUCUUCUUGCCAUGACACAGGAAGAGAGAAGUUACUGUUGCUCAUGCCAUCAAGAUAUCUUUGUUGUAAAAUCAAAUUUGGCAAAUGGAAACCAGAUAAUAGAACAUCCAUAAGCCUUGAACUCUAUAGCCUAUCCAUUCUAACACUGUAAUCCUAAGAUUUUUCAACCUUUUCACUACAUACAUAUGUACAAAUACAUACUACACAUCCUGCCAUCUACCUAAAUGUGAAUAGAUCCUUCUGACCAAUGACCUGCCUGAAGUUGUACCUAAAAAGAUGCUUAAAAACUACAUACUUGUCUUCAUUUGUAGGUCUUAGUUAGACAUUUCUUGCUGUCUCUGAUGCAAUUAAGUUAGUAUUUUAAGCGUGUCUUCCCCUUCCUCUGUGGUCACUCGGGCACCCUUGCCCAUUCAAUAGCUUUUAGAACCCAAUUGCUUCAGGAACACCCCCCCCCCAGAGCUCUAGUGUUGGUUUUUCCCUUUCCCUUUACCUAAGCAGCCACCUUGAAGUGUGAACGGAUGUAGGAGGUUCAGCCUCAAGAAGGCAAGUUAACCAUAAGCAUCACUUCUCUGGGCUCAAAGGAAGAAGUGUGUGCAUUAGAACAAUGACUCAGUUCCCUGUUGUUUCCCCCCUUCAAACAGCAUCUACUGCCAGCAUGAGCAUCUAAUGACUAUAAGGAACAAGAGGUUUGUGAAGGUCCUCCUGGGGGCCACUUAAAGUUUCAUAGUGCUUGCUACCAGGUAAAUAAGUACUGAAGUUUGUAUUAGAAGAGGACCUCUGAGGAUGCUUCAGUUGUGCUGAUAAAUGUGGACUAUAAACUCUACAAAAUUGCAACACAAAUUCAAGACAUCAGUGAGUUCAAUUAGAAAUGCAUUUAUUUCACUUACUUCACUCAUACACAGAUUCAUUUAUUCAGUGUGUUUAUCUUUUUUUUUUUCAGGAUCCAACUUAAGCUUCUAAUUUUAAUUAUGUCUGUGACAACAAUAAUUUCUUUAAAGUAAAAUGCAUUCCAUUAUUAACUGAACUGCCACUAGCCAGCAUCAACAUCAGAGUGGUUUAUUGACAUGCUUUUUCUGUCAGAUUGGGUGGCUAGGUUUGUCCUUUGGUUUUUUUAGUUACUUGUGUGGUAUUUGUUGCACUAUAUUAAAAAUGUAUCUAAACUCUACCAAGCUUAACUAAGCAGAGAUAGCAGCUGCAUAUGAAUAAAUGGUUACAUGAAUGAUUUUAGAAACAUGACCCAAACUAUCCUAGACUGAAAAGUUACUGUUCGUUGCUAAUCUUCAUUGCAAUGUUGGAAUGUUUCUUUAGACACCUUUUGGUGUGCUUGCAAACUGGCCCAUCUGCCUGGGGAACUGUCUUUGUCGAAAUUUUAGUCUUCAUGGCAGACCCUGGGAACUUUCUUUGUGUGCAUGCUCAGUGUCUGAGUGCUAGACCUAGAAGGCCUUUCUGCUCACUCUGAAUGGUGCAGUGUCCACAGAUCUGCCUGUUAGUGGAUGCUACCUGUACUUUAGAUGUCUGUCGAUGGAAUGGAGAAGUCUCCUUGGUAUGCUCAACUUUUCAAUAGUCAAACCAGCUUUUUGGAGUUAUUUAUAUUGUAUGUGUUUUUUUAUUCCUAGAAAUCAGUUAAGAUGUAAACCUAUUUUACACCCUUGAGUUUAAUUAGAACAAAUUAGGUAAAAGAUAAAUUUGGAUAAACUUUAUGAACAGAAAUGGGGGAAAAAUCUUUGCCUCUAUACUGCACCUAAAGGGCUCUAGAUCCUAGACAUAUAGUAUCCCCUAGUGGGGGGAAAUAAGUAGUGAGGAUUUAUAUAAAAUUUGCCUACUUAUUGUUAGUGGUAUUUCAUAAGUAAAUGUAUUUUUAAACCAUUCUAAAAAUGCUUGGCAUUCUCAUAAAACAUCUUUGUGUAGUUUAUUGACAUAUUUACAGCUGGGACACACUCAUACCACUACCCCUGUCAUCACACACUUGUAAAUACUGACACCUUUUUUGAUGAAGCGAAAAUCCCCAUUGAUGGCACUUUCUCUGUGCAGGGAAAAGGGGGCAUUUUGCUAUACACCAUCUGUAAUGCACAUCUUACUUAAAAGUUCAAUGAAAUGGAUUCUUCAUGUGGAUUUGCUUAGUCUGUGGCCAUGCCUUCUAAAACAGAGAGGGUGGAAAGAAAGUGCAUUUUGCAAACAUUGGAGGUAACAGAAAUGAAUCAUCUCAAAACCGCCACAAGUGGAGUAUUAAGAGUAGAUCAUGUAGCUAAGGAGACAUUAGACUUUAUUGUUGCAUGGUCAUUUUAUACUUCCAUAUUUUUAAAAAAUCAUAUAGGCUAUUUUAGAAGCACUAUCCUUACAGAAUGUCACCAAGUCUCACCUUUAAUUUCCCCUCAGAAAUUGUUGGUGGUGGACUUUCCAUCAGUUAUUACUUGAUGAAAUGAGGCUGUGGACUACCUGUGUGUUUCAUUCACUUGUGUUCAUUUUUCCUUCAUUGUGGACAACUGAGAGUUGCUGUGGCUUUUUUAUGUAGUGGAAAUAUCACCAUAUUUCUGUCAUUUGUGGCUAAGGAUUGCUUAGGUUCAUGAAUGCUGUUCUCAUAAACACAGAUAGUACAUGAGCCACGUGUCUAUCUGGCCUGUCAGGGAUGUAAGCAUGACCUGUAUUUUACUAGUGAGUCUGUAAUCCUUGUCAAAGUGAAGCUUGAGGCUUGUCUGGUGUGUCCAUGUGAUGAUUUUUCCACGCAUUGUUUCAUCAUCCCUAGAAAGCGUGAUGAAUGGGAACUGUCCUGUAAUUCCUGUUAAUAUAUUGUUAAUGUCAGAUGUGACGUGGUGCCAUUCAACUGUCCAAAUGUACAACUACUUAAUGGUGUUUGUAGAACUGAAAUGUCGUAAAUGUUGCAUGAAGUAUGUUCUAAAAAAUAGAUUUGUUUUCUAUUUUCAACACCUCAGAAUUGAGGGUUCAUGGGCCAAUAAGUGCAAUAUUUAAUGACUUACUCAGUGUAUAUAAACUAGUGUGAAAGUGAAUUAUGAUGAAUGUGUGAGUUGCUUUGGUAGCCAUGUGCUUACUCAAAUGAUUUCUUGUAGUAGUAUUUGUCCAGUGGUGCAAUUUAUACAGUAAACAUUUUACUGGCACCAUGGGAAUCUCCUCUGUGCCUACUGAAAAGUAACUUUUUUUUCCCAUUUGUAAACCAAACAUUUAGUAUCUGAAAACACAUUGUCAGUUUUACCUUUUAGAAUUGUGGGCUUCAUUUCCAGGAAAGAAUGCUGUGAGUUUGUUUUAUAAAAGUAUUCAUCUCUAUAGCUCAGAAUUUUCCCUAAUCUUCAUACAAGAGUGUAUUAAGCAGCUAAUUUAGAUACCUAAGAAAAAUAUGCAUAUCCAGAAGUCACCUUUUCUCCUCAGGAAAGUUGAUCACAUGUUCCGUCUGCAGAAACGCUCCACUCUUGUAUUGUAUAUAUAUAUUUUAUUGUUGCUUAAUCUUGUUCUUUGUUUGCGAGCUCAGCAAUGUCAGCCUUGGGAUCUCUUAGCAUUAUCAGUGUCUUUUUAGUUUGUAGAUAAUGUUAUAUCCACCUUCAACUCUCAAUUGUCCACAAUGCUGAUAUAAAAGAAAGAAAAAUCAAUCAAAAUCCUUAACCCAUUUUGAAUGUUACUACACACAGAGAAACAUAUGCGCACACACACACACACACACACACACACACACACACACACACAUUAAAACUCUAGUUGGAUUGUCACAGUGAAACGUAUUUAUGUAUAUGAAAGGUAAGCUAGAUCACCACUUUAAUUUCCUAUUUGCUAUAUCAAUUAUUAAGGUAGAGCCUAAUUUUAGCAGUCUUCAUUUUUUCUCAUGAUUGUAGCAAUCCAUUAUACCUUUAGGAAGCAUGGUUUAGUCACUGAAAUCAAUGGAGUGCAGUUGGUUCCAGACGCCAUGGCUACCUGUACACAGUAACCAUUCUGCUCUCUUUAUGACAUCUGACCAGAGGUUGACAUGUGAAGAGUGCCAAUCAUAUAAUGAUGCUGAGUUGUGUGGGCAACAUGUGGCCCAGAUGUCACUGAGCCAGGUAGGAAGUUGUACCCAUCUCUCAAAACCCACUGGAGAAGUGAGGUGAAAGUGAUGGAGGGAAGAUGGAGAUAGCGAAGACUUAGUGCCAAAUUAAAAGGAAAAUGAAAGUAGAAGCAGGUAGCUGACCACAGAAUGAUAUUUAUGAGUGUGUGAAAUAUUUCAUUUGUUGUCACAUGGUCACUGAUGGCCACGUGCUCAGCACUGUGGGAAUUCAACAUGGAAGAAGUGUGGCAAAAGUAGGUGGUGCAAUCUAAGUGGUAGACUAUGGCACCAUAUAGGAGCCAAAAAAUGGAGAAUUAUGAUAACGAGACUAGUCAAGGGUGGCUCCUAUGCAGGGCCAUGGUCCUGGGAAGAAUUAGGUGAGGAGAUUGUGUCAAGCAUGCCAAUGCAAAAAGCCACAGUGCAUUCCCUGCGAGUGGAAGGGUAGCAGAGUUAGCAACUAUGGAGAUGGAAACCCACAAAUUACCCAACUCUGCAUUCUGAUCUCCAUGGAGAAGGCAAGCCGCUACAUCAUUGUAUCCCCCUGCAUUGAGCAGCCUCAGCUCAGCCACAAAACACAGCCGCUUUCAAGCCACUUUAGAGCAGUUAAUGUAGACAUUUGCCAAUGAAGCAAACCACUAGACAUUGCCUAACCUGACAUCCCCCAGGUAGAUAUGUGUUCAGACUUUUCUGUAGCUCUGGUUUUGUUUAGGGGCAUUGAACAAUGCACAAAGAAAGACUCUCCUUUUCUGACCGGGUACUUUGGUCUCCUUCUUGGUGAUGACACUGUGGAACUCUCCUUGAGACAAUAUUUAAUGCUUUCUUCUAGUGAUUGUGAUGUUUAGUUGAAAACUACCGCUGCAUAGCAAGUAUUGUGACUCCUCCUGUGUCCACAGAAGCUCUUGUCUGAGUUUAAAGCUAUAAAGCGUAUUCACAUUGUGAAAUUACUAUUAUUAUUACUAUUGAAAUUAAAUGUGUAAAAAUGGUACGUGCUCUGUUAGAUAUCUAGUUUAUGUGUGAAUUCUGUAUGGUUUUGUUCUCUGAGUUUAUCUUGUUUUAUUUUUUGAAGAUUACAAUAAAUAUCUAAGAGACUAUAUUCCUGAAA